ACUCAUCCGAAAUGUCCAUGCUGGCUGGUCCUCGUCGAAAAGUGAAACUUUCUAAAGAUCCUAACAACCUAAAUUGGAGUAACGAUGAAGACAAGUUUGGUCAGCGAAUGUUGGAGCGGAUGGGUUGGCAGAAAGGUAAAGGCCUUGGCGCCAAUGAAGAUGGGAAGGUGGACCACAUAGCAGUGACUCUCAAAAGUGACAACACUGGUGUCGGUUGCACAAAGAGCCAUGCAGAUAACUGGAUAGCCCAUCAAGAUGAUUUUGGCGCGUUGUUGGCGAAUUUGAACGCAAAUCAUUCUAACACCAACAGUGGAACCAACACUCCUGAUGCUGAGAAAGUCAUUAGUCUUGAAAGUCAUUCGAAGUCCGCUAAAGGCAGAGUUCAUUACAAGAAAUUCACACGCAGCAAAGAUCUCUCGGCUAAGAACACUGCGGACUUGAAUUGUGUGUUUGGAAGACGAAAGUCGAAGGGUAAUACUACAAGUAGUAUGCGAGCAGAGGAAGAAAUCGUAAGCGCAGACCCUGCCCCAGCCGAUGACAAGGAUAGCAACUAUGGCGUUGUCACGACAACGAGUAAACAAAGUGUCCAGGAGUAUUUUGCACAGAAGAUGGCCGAAUUGAAGCAGUCAAGGGACAAAGAGACAGAAUCACCAGAGAAAGGAAAAGUUGCAAAUAAUGACUUUGAUUAUGAGUUUGGUGCUGCGGUUAUCGGUUCUGGGGCAUCAUGUGAACUUGGCGUGCGGUAUGAAGAUGUUGAGGAUGACUACGGGUGUUCUUUUGAAGACAGAAUAGAGGGUGGUAUUCAAAAUGAGAUCGUUGUGAAGUCUAAGAGUGAUAAAAAGAGGAAAAGAAAGAAAAUGGUUGAUGAAGGAGAGGAUAUUGUUGAGGGGGAUAGGGACUUGGGCAAGAGUUCAGAUUGUGCUAUUGAGCCAAGUAAAAAGAAAAGGAAGAAAAUGGUUGAUGAAGGAGGGGAGGGGGCUGGGGACGAGCAUGUAGGUGGUGAUGUUGAGCCAAGUAAAAAGAAACGAAAAAAGGACAAGAAAAUGGUUGAUGAAGGAGAGGAUGUAACCGAGGAGACUGUGGACUUGGGCGAGAGUUUAGACUGUGAUGUUGUGCUGAGUAAAAAGAAACGAAAAAAGGACAAGAAAAUGGUUGAUGAAGGAGAGAAUGUAACCGAGGAGACUGUGGACUUGGGCGAGAGUGUAGACUGUGUUGUUGUGCCGAGUAAAAAGAAACGAAAAAAGGACAAGAAAAGGAGAAAGGCAGCAGAUGAGGAGGCUGUGUGUGCUGUAACUGAAAAAGAUAGUGUUAAGGGGAAGAAAAAGAAAGGGAAAAAGAAGUUGAAGAUGAAAGAAAGCGUUUCUGAUGAAAAUUUAGACAAAGAUGGUGUGGAGGAAGAAACAGAGGUUGCUGUUGAUACAGCAGUGGAUGUUGAUGUUGAUGUUGGUUGUGCUGAUGAAGGGAAGAAGAAGAAAAAGAAAAAGAAGAAAAGUGGCAAAAAGGAGGACCGUGAAGCUGAGGAAGGAACUACCAAUUCUGAAAUUGUAGAGAAAGAAGAACGUGUGCGGAAGACUAAAAAGGGGAAACGGAAGGCAGUGGCGAAGGCAGACGUUAAAAAAGAUGGUGAAAUAAAGGAGUCGAGUGGUGAAAGAAAAGUUGAUGAAGAUGAAAGUGAAAAAAGUGAGACUGAAUCUAAGAAGACAAGGAAAAGGAAACUUGUUAAAGAAAAGAAUGCAUCGUCUGCGUCAGCCGAUCCUGUUGUUAAUAUGAAGAAUUACUGGGGGCCAAAGCAGAACUAUUUUGACAAGGCAACGGGUAAGACUGUGCCCUUUGAUGAACUGGGCUGGACUGAAUUCAAAGGGUCUAAUAUUCUCAGUGUAACGGGUUAUUGGGGUGUGAGGUCUGGUUUUGUCUCCAGUGAGAAACUAUAGACAGUUAAUCCUGUUAAACGGUAGGGCAUGACAUGUUAUGAGUGUCAACUGCAACGAAAGGGUUAAGAUCAUUGUAAUAAUACUGAUUUUCAAACUGUAAAACUCGGGUUUUGGUCUCAUGGUGCUUUAACACAAAGUGAAUGUUUCUUCACAGUUUGAAUAUUAACCACAUCAGUUUGUUUUUUUUUGUCUGUUUCUGUUCAUGUAGCUGUGUAUUUUGAUAUUUGUCUCUUGAUAUCCUUAAUAAUUUUGUGGGGUCACUUGUAAGAGAUUCUUUUUCUUCUUCUUCAGCAGUGCAAGCUUAACCAGUCAGUCCGUUUUGGGGAAUGAAGUCCAGUGUCCAACAUAGUUCAGCAGAGCCCCAGGGUUCAGUGGGGAAGGUGUGUCCAUGUUUGUAUACGUAUCAGAAUCAUGUAAAAUUCUUUAGAAUAUGCCGCUUUCCUUUGAUCUUUAAAAUGUUUGAUAAAGUAUCCAUGCAAGUGCUGGUCACCAAAUGAAAUGUAUAAUCCCUUGGGGCUUGUGUUAAAUUACAAGAUAAGAGUUUUAUUUCAUGCGUAUUGCCUAAUUGAAUGAUAUUGUGAACAGACCAACUGUUUAAAUUAUGCGGAUAUCUGCUGAUGAAAUAAGAUGAUUUUAAUGA
This is a messenger RNA of Lineus longissimus, 2571 nucleotides long. Its product is annotated as PIN2/TERF1-interacting telomerase inhibitor 1-like. Bases 12 to 1931 code for a protein of 639 amino acids. Gene Ontology annotation, molecular function: telomerase inhibitor activity; nucleic acid binding. The transcript is spliced from 4 exons. The record is from RefSeq and is a predicted model, not a curated record. NCBI's taxonomy places the organism in Eukaryota, Metazoa, Nemertea, Pilidiophora, Heteronemertea, Lineidae. Gene Ontology annotation, cellular component: nucleolus.